Molecule: messenger RNA, 597 nt
Organism: Vespula vulgaris
Lineage: Eukaryota; Metazoa; Arthropoda; Insecta; Hymenoptera; Vespidae
Exons: 2
Coding region: 16-480 (154 amino acids)
Source: RefSeq, a predicted model, not a curated record
AUCUCCGUGCAUCGUAUGAACAAAUCAUUUGACGCGAAAACAGGAUACUUUCUACCCGAAAAGCAACAAAACGUUUAUGCGACCGAUCAAAGCGAUAUAAAAUCUUGGAAAACUAGCAGUGUCGAAUCUAUAAAAAAAACUAAUCCGGAGGGUGUCCAUCGACGUGGACUUUCAAAGAGUGAAAAUCUAGGAGAGUCACGCAGCGUUACGAGGCAACUUUCGUUGUUGCCACGGAAGGACAGCGAUUAUUUCUGGAAGAAGACACGAAAGCAAAAACGUCCGAGAGUUUCUAUGUCACGAUCGAAAAUCACUGCUUGCGACAAAUACACCGAGAGCAUCGUGGAGUGCAAAAGAUUUUUAAAAGAGCUUAAGGAGAGUAACAAGAAGCUGGAACUCAACUGCAGUUCCUCGGCCAUCACCAAUGACUCUUCCUCGUUUCAAGAAUCUUGGACCGACGAAAAGGUAAUUUCUAUUCUAUGAAAUAAAAUAAUAAUUUAUAUGAGACGAGCAGAUAAUAAUCGUAUUAUUUCUGCUGACGUUACAUUCUGUUUGUUAAAGUCAUCUUUGCACGCUCAAACAACAGAUGCGAGGAAUGCA